Molecule: messenger RNA, 1614 nt
Organism: Striga hermonthica
Lineage: Eukaryota; Viridiplantae; Streptophyta; Magnoliopsida; Lamiales; Orobanchaceae
Source: the annotation of a GenBank genome assembly
AUGGAAGUCAGUGAAAAUGAAGUCCACGGAGGGAGUUCUUCGGAAACUACUUCGGAAAAAAACGAGGUCUUUGUGUGGCCGUGGAAAGGGGUCGUGGCAAAUAUUCCCGUCCAGCGGAUUAAAGGCAAAUAUGUAGGAGAAAGUGGGACGAAGUUUAGAGAAGAGCUGCAAAGCCGAGGUUUCAAUCCCGUGAGAGUCCAGCCUCUGUGGGAAAAAAGGGGCCACUCAGGCUUUGCCGUGGUUGAAUUUCGAAAUGAUUGGGAGGGGCUAGCUGAUGCCUUGAGGUUUGAGAAGGCUUACGAAGCCAACCGUCAGGGGAAGAGAGCCUAUUUUACUGCUCGAGAAAGGGGUGACAAGCUCUACUGCUGGGUGGCUCGCCUGGACGACUACAAUGUAAAGAAUGCAGUCGGUAAAUACUUAAAAACGAAGGGUGAUCUGAAGACGAUCAAGGAGUAUGCAGAGGAGGAGGAGAGGAAAAACGGGAAGCUGGUGGCGAGUUUGGCCAGCACAGUUGAGGCUCAAGACGAGCGCCUUCUGGAGAUGGAGAGCAAGUACCAGGAGGCGCACCUCAGUUUGAGAAGCUUGAUCGACGAAAAAAAUGAGAUGUCCCGAAAUUUCAAUGAAGAGAGAGAGAGGGUACAAAGGAAUGCACGUGAUUAUUUACAGAGAAUUUCGGAGGAAUGUGGUAGAGACACAUUGAAGCUAGAGAAAAAAAGGAUUGAUCUGGACGAGCUUGAAAAGGAACUUAAGGCGCGUGAAGUUAAAAAUGAGAAUGAGACCAUAAAUCUUGAAAAGCUUAAAGCUGAAAAGCUGCAGAAUGAGAAAGCCAUCAUGGAGCGAAGGAGGGCAGAAGAAAAAGUUCUAAAGCUAGCAGAGGAUCAUAAGAGAGAGAAAGAGAUACUCCUGAGAAAGAUUGUAGAGUUGGAAAAGAAGAUAGAUGCCAAGCAAGCGCUCGAGCUGGAAAUACAAACUCUCAGAGGUAAGCUUCAAGUGGUGAGACGCAUGGAAGAUGGAGGAGAUGAGGAAGCCGAAAAGUUGGGUGUCAUCCAAAAAGAGCUGCAAGACAAGGAGGAGGAGCUGGAUUUUUUAGACACACUCAACCAGAAUCUCAUUGUGAAAGAACGGAGAUCCAACGAUGAAUUGCAAGAAGCUAGGAAAGAUAUGAUUGAGAUCUUCAAGGAAUUUGUCUCUAAAUCCAUUCGGAUCAAGAGAAUGGGGGAGCUUGAUAGCAAAGCUUUCGUCUCGGGGGCCAAAAGGAAGUAUUCGGGUCGUGAAGUCAACAUGAAAGCCGUCGAGCUGUGCACUGAGUGGGACAGUUACUUAAGGGAUGCCAACUGGCACCCUUUCAAGAUCGUCACAGAUAAAGAUGGUAAAACAAUGAAGGCGAUAGUGGAUGAAGAAGAUGGAAGACUACAGUGUUUGAGGAAUGAAUUCGGCGAAGAAGCUUUCCAAGCUGUCUCACGGGCUUUGAUGGAGUUGAACGAAUACAACCCGAGCGGGAGGUAUGUUGUUCCCGAGCUUUGGAAUCAUGAAGAACAGAGAAGAGCGAGUCUGAAAGAAGGGAUAUCGUAUUUGGUGAGGCAUUUGCGUUUGCUUAAGAAAAAGAGAAGAUAG